UGAACAUGGGCUGAUGUGAAUUCGAAAGGCCACCAUUUUAACAUCUGCUACUAGAAAUUGGGCCAACUGCUGAUUUGAGAAAAUGGAUAACGACAUGUAUCCAUUCUGGAUUUUGUCACCUACUCGAUGCAGAGGUUUUAGGGUUUAACACAUUCACCCACCAGAAAAAGUUGAUUCAGAAAAUGGGGAAACCUUAGUCACUGUUGGCUUAAACCCUAAAAGGAAAAGGAAAAAGAAAAAGAAAGAAAAUGGAGCUUCAAUCAGUCUGUCAUGGCUUGACAGCUCCAAAACUUAGAUUAACUCAUCGCCUCUCGAGUCAUCAGCAUCAAACUGUUUCUCUGAAGAUUGGAAUUGCCUCAAAAUCAUAUUUAUCAAGCUCGAACAAAAGAGUUACAAUUCGUGCUUCUAGCUCUAAUUCCAGUAGAAACACAAAUUUGGAACUUUCUGAUAGAGAAGGUACUGGUGUGCCUGAUGCUAGUUUUAAUGAGCUGGAGCCAUUUAGGGGUAAAUCAGGUUCCAUUUCAUUUUAUGGAUUGACUCACCAGUCUGUGGAAGCUGGAAAAUUGGUGUCAGCUCCUUUCAAUGGAGAAGACAACGGAUCAUUUCUUUGGAUUUUGGGACCGGCUGCCCUUAUAGCAUCACUGUUUAUUCCCCAGUUCUUCAUUUCAAAUGUGAUUGAGGCUUUCCUCAAGGAUGAGAUUCUUGUAGAAAUCGUGGCAUCGUUGUCCUCAGAGGCAAUGUUUUACAUUGGUCUUUCAAUAUUCCUGCUUGUAACUGAUCGAGUUCAGCGGCCAUUUCUGCAAUUUAGCCCAAAAAGGUGGGGUCUCAUUACAGGCCUUAAAGGAUACUUGACAUCUGCCUUCUUUAUCAUGGGCUUUAAAGUCAUAGCCCCUCUUUUCAUUGUGUAUGCAACCUGGCCUGUGCUUCGCUUGCCUGCCUUGGUUGCUGUCCUUCCUUUCUUAGUUGGUUGCAUUGCUCAACGAGUUUUUGAAAUUCGUCUGGACCAGCUAGGGUCAUCUUGCUGGCCUAUAGUCCCCAUUAUUUUCGAGGUUUACAGAAUAUAUCAACUAUCCAAAGCUGCUCAUUUUAUUGAGAAAUUGAUGUUCUCCAUGCGGGGGCUUCCCGAAUCUGCACAGUUGUUGGAAAGAAACAAUGCUUUGAUUGCUAUGAUAGUUACCUUCCAAUUCCUUGGUGUACUUUGCCUCUGGUCACUGUUGACCUUUUUCUUAAGGCUCUUUCCUUCUAGACCUGUAGCUGAGAACUAUUGAUGUUUGUAAUUGUCAACUUGUUUUAUGUUCUGCUCCAUGGUUUCAUGCUCA
This is a messenger RNA of Ricinus communis (castor bean), 1319 nucleotides long. RefSeq lists its product as uncharacterized. The record is from RefSeq and is a predicted model, not a curated record. Bases 249 to 1268 code for a protein of 339 amino acids. NCBI's taxonomy places the organism in Eukaryota, Viridiplantae, Streptophyta, Magnoliopsida, Malpighiales, Euphorbiaceae. The transcript has 5 exons. Gene Ontology annotation, cellular component: chloroplast.